Messenger RNA from Caenorhabditis remanei, 3582 nucleotides. RefSeq lists its product as uncharacterized. The record is from RefSeq and is a predicted model, not a curated record. The transcript is spliced from 6 exons. Lineage: Eukaryota; Metazoa; Nematoda; Chromadorea; Rhabditida; Rhabditidae. Bases 1 to 3582 code for a protein of 1193 amino acids.
AUGCCCAGCUUUUAUCCCAUAUUCAUUUUUUUGCUCUUUUUGAGCUCCUGUUUGGCUGGUCCAACCAUCAUCAUCACCGGUCCAGCAGAGAACAAUGAAGCCAAAAUCGAAUAUCUUGGUCGUUAUCUCCCACAAGCUGUUUUGAAAAAUGUCGCUUCAACUGAAUCAGAUAUUCUGAUUUAUAACCGAGUUGGAAACCGUGAUACCUUGAUUGAAGAUUCUAACAAGGUUCAGCAACUUGGUGGUGUAUUUUUGGAGAAAAAUGUAUCAACUGUUGUCUUCAUAAGAGACAAAUAUGAAUACUUGAACGCCAAAGAGCUCUUUGUUCUUGAACACUUGCUCAGAACUGAUAGAUCAUUGUCCGUCGUCCAUUUCGAAGAAAAAGCCGAAAGUUCACCCAUUUGGUUGGAACACUCCGACUGUUUUGCUACUGGUACCGUUGAUUCAAAAAUUGGAAACACAGUCUACUUUUGCAAUAAAGAGACCGAUUCUGUUCUGAACGAAAUUUUGAAUGAACGCAUUCCAAUUGAUAAAGUUGUCAGUUUACCAUCCUCUUCUUUUUUCUUCGCAAACGCCGCUUCGAAGAAAUACCGUAUUGACAAGAAAAAGAUGGAAGAAGAGUUGGAAGACGAAAUCCAAGAUAUUGUAGAAGAGUCAAUGAAAACUGUUGAGAAGAGAAAGAAGGAUUCGGAAGAUGACGAUGACGAUGAAGACGACAAUGAUUUUGACAACAAGCAUGAUCCAAAAAGAGACCACCGCCUUCAUUGCAAGUAUCGUAAAUCUUGUUAUGCGACUGGGAAGCGUGGGUUGAUCGAACCGUAUGACAUUUCGUUCGAUCAUCUUUUCCAUUUCUGGAGAGCCCCUUCGUCUCAACAACAUCAUCUUCCAAAGACAGAAGAUGCUGAUCAAGAUGGAGUACCAGAUUCUGAAGACGAUGAUGUGAAUCUUGCUGAUCGGAAAUUAGUAUGCAAAUACCGAACUGCGUGCUACAAGGAUCACAAUAUUCCACUCAGUGACAAACAGCAAGAACGUGAGAGAAGUUUCAUGAGUGCCAAACUUCAAGCGCCUCAAGGAAAGAAAAGAACGCUGAAGGAAAUUGCCCAAAAAGCAGUCAGUGGAGUCGAAGAGAGAGAGAAAGAAGUUAAAACGCGUCCUCUUUCAAAAUCUCUUAUCGUUGAGAAAAAGUUGCAAGAAAUCGAAAAUCAACUGCAAAAGAAAUUGGACUGCAAAUACCGAAGAUCAUGCUAUGAAACUGGAAAACUCCCGGAUAUUGAGGAAACAAGCUUCUCGAUUCCAUUUUUGUAUCCAGAAUCCGAAAAGAAUGAUGACGACGAUGAUGAAGAAGACAAAAAAUCGUUUGAGGAGAUGAAUGAUUUGGAGAAAAAGAAUUAUUGCAAAUAUCGCAAGUCAUGCUACGAAUCUGGAACAAAACCAGAAAUCGAUAGUGAACUGGCCAUUGAAUCAUUCCGAGACAUCCUAGACAUGCCGGAUGUCGUGGAAACUCGUAAACUGACUCUUCAAGAACGUUGCAAGUACCGUAAAUCUUGUUACAAGACUGGAAUUCUCCCAGAUCUCAGCCAGGACGACGAGCACAUCGAAAAAGUAAUCAACAAGGAAGUGAGCUCAGUAGUUCCAUCAACUGUCCAGGAUUUGAAAACUUUGUGCAAAUACAGGAAAUCUUGUUAUCAGGAGAUUAGUGAAUCUUCUAGUGCUGACAUUGUUCAAACUAUCAGAAAGAGGAGACUAAUUGAGAAGGAAGUCAGAAAAAGAAGAACCAGACGUCACAGAAGACUCCAUAAGCGACGUGCCAUGAUGACAAGAUACGGAAUGACAACUGGAUCCGGCAGCAAAUAUGACAAGGUUGAAAAAACCCAGAAGGAGCUUCAGGAUAUCGCUGACGCAAGAGAAAAUAGGAAAGAUGCUCCGGCUCCGAAGUCUGUCAAAAUUCAUGGAAAGAAAAAGGUGGUAGAAGAAACGAUCGAGACAGAGGGAACAACUUCUUCACAGGAGCAGGAGCUCAAUGAAGAUGAAAAGAAAACGGAAACAGAGUCAAAGAGGAAUAAAAAAAACACAGCGAGCUCAGAAAAAGACAAGGAGAAUGAAGAAGUAGCAGAUUUUCAACCAGAGCCAGAAACUGUUAAAAAAACUAAGAGGAGUUUGAAGAAAGUUAAGAAGCCGGAAAUUGAUAAGAAUGAGGAUGAUGAACCAGAAUCAACUCCAGAGCCAGUCAAGAAGACCAAGAAGAACUUGAAGAAAGGGAAGGAAGCUGAAUCAGAAAAUGAUCAACCCGUGAUUCCGGUACCAAUACCAGUGAAAUCUGGUAUCAAAAGAUCACAGAAGGAACCGGAAGAAGAACAGAAGACGAUGAGAACAACAGAAGACGAUGACGAUAUGCCACUACAAGAAAAAAAAUCCAGAGUAGAAAAAGUAUCUUCUGUACCUUCCAAGAAAAGUGUUUCUGAUGAAAAUGAUGAUGACGACGAUGGAAAUGAGUUCGACAACAAACACGAUCCAAAGCGUGACCAUCGAUUGCACUGCAAGUAUCGCAAAACGUGCUAUGAAACAGGAAAAAGAGGAUUGAUUGAGCCCUAUGAUUUCUCAGUUUGGCAUCUCGUCCAUUUUUGGGCAGCACCCCCAUCUCAACAACAUCACAACUACGGGAAACAAAAAGAUUCUGAUGGCGAUGGUGUUCCAGAUAUAGAGGAUAAGGAUACUGCAAUGGUUAACAGAAAACUAUCAUGUAAAUACCGUCCUUCAUGCUACGAGGAAUAUGGUAUUCCCAUCGAGGAGAAGUUUUUGGAGAGGGAACAGAAAAGAACUGUGAAGCCAGAAGCGUCAGAUGAUGAUGAUGGUGGGUAUGAAGAUGAAAGAAAGAUUGAUUUGAAGGCAGCCGAUCGUCGUCUUGAGUGCAAAUAUCGCAGAUCUUGCUAUGAUAGUGGUGUGCUCCCAACCAUCCAGCAAUGGAGUGACGCUCCGACACUAUCGGAAACAAUCGAGACCAGCUCCAAAAACAAGAAGUUCCAGAAAUGCAAGUACCGUAAAUCAUGCUAUGAAGCAGAAGGAAUCACUGACAAGGAUAGCGACGUGGAGAAUAAAGAAGAACUUAAGAAAUCUCACAUUCAAGAAACAAUGAAACCAGUUGAAACACAGAAAGAUCGUCAUCAUCAUCAAUCGAAACAUGGAAAAAAGAAACAUCAGGAGCCAGAAGACAGUGAUGAGGAAGACGAUGAGAAAGAAGACCAAAAAGAGAAACAAAAGAAGAAUAAAGAAGAAAAGAAAGAGGAAGAUAAAGUUCAAAAGCAAAGUGAUAAGGAAACUUUGGAACAAGAAGUGAAAGAAAUUUCCCUUUCUGUGGCAGAAAAAAGUUGGUGUAAAUACAGGAAGUCAUGCUAUUCGUCUGUUGAACCAAAAGCUGCCAAACAAGAUCAUUCAGGAUCUAUGGCCAGGAGAGCAGGAAGCGGACAGAAAUGUCACAUCUACUACUUGUCGUGCCGUGAGGCAAUGGGUCUUCCACCAAAGGAGAAGGCACCAAUGGGUCCAAAUGGCAAGCGGUUGUGUCGCAAAGUGAAGAAAGACACCUGA